AUGACACGGAAACUUGGCUCCUACAAGUUGAAGGGAAAUCGAAAUGCUUCGCGGAAUUGGUGGCGACAUCUUUCCAAAGGACCAGAAGUUGACCAUGUGACAGUGCCCGUGAAGUUUGUGAAUGAGGAUGGAGCUACUGUAGUGCAAAAUGAACCCUGGCCCAUCAUUGAUGUACACAAGAUAUUGCACUUCUUAUUUGAUGACGCAGAGCUUCAAAUUCCUGAGGAGAUCAUCCAUGAAUACUGGCAAAAAUCGAAACAGUUUGGGGAAGAAUGGGCGCAGCACAUCAGCGAGGAAAACUACUUGAAAUUCAUUCCCAUAGGGUUAUACGGUGAUUCAGCCCGUGUUCGAACAACCUUUGGCAGUGAAAAUGUCAUUUCUGUCUAUUGCAAUUUGGUGCUUUGGCGCCCAAAAUCAGUGAGAUUCUCUAGAUUCCUCGUUUUCACAAUACCAGAAGAGAGGUGUACAGCGAAUACUCUGACAGCAGCACUUCGCCGCAUUGUCUGGAGUUGCAACCAUGCAUACAACGGUGUUUUCCCCACAGCUGGGCCCUCAGGGCAAAAUCUAUCUGGCAAGGAUGCUCAAAUGCAAGGAUUGCCACUGACAAAAAAAGGUUUUCAGUUUCAAGUCACUGAAAUUCGCGGAGAUUGGGCUUGGCAUAAGAAGAUCUUUCGAUUCCACAAGUGUCAAUGGAACGGUGACAAAAUGUGCCCUUUUUGUGAUGCACGAGGGCUGUCUGACAAGUGGGAAGAGUGCUACUGGAACCUGGAGAGUAACAACCAUCAGGACUUUGACUUGAGUGCUUUUUUGGCCAAUCGAAUUCCACCACAGAACAUUUGA
Molecule: messenger RNA, 840 nt
Organism: Cladocopium goreaui
Lineage: Eukaryota; Dinophyceae; Suessiales; Symbiodiniaceae
Source: the annotation of a GenBank genome assembly